Penicillium angulare is the source of this 1578-nucleotide messenger RNA. RefSeq names its product cytochrome P450. Gene Ontology annotation, molecular function: oxidoreductase activity, acting on paired donors, with incorporation or reduction of molecular oxygen; monooxygenase activity; iron ion binding. The transcript has 8 exons. The coding region runs from base 1 to 1578 and encodes 525 amino acids. Lineage: Eukaryota; Fungi; Ascomycota; Eurotiomycetes; Eurotiales; Aspergillaceae. The record is from RefSeq and is a predicted model, not a curated record.
AUGGACACCUGGUUGGCCUAUGUGCCAAGUGGAUCCUGGGAUCCCCGCCUCGUGGCCACUUGGAUCCUUGUAGCGUUCUUGGUGUUCAUUCUGGUUACUGCAUUUGCGCUGGUGUUUACAUCUCGCCAAUGGGCUAAUGAUGGUGUCCCGUUCGUAACGGGGAAAGGUCCACUAUCAAUUCUAUAUCAACACUAUCGCUUCGUGAUAAAUGGACCAGACCUGAUUAGACAAGGCUACUCCAGGUUCUCUGAUGGGCUCUUCGAAAUCCCUCGGACGUUUCGGCCCGGUCAAGUCAUUCUAUGCAAGCCUGAGCUUAUUGAAGAACUAAGGAAUUCAUGGAGUUCGGUUGCUUCUCCUGAACCAUGGAUCGAUCAAUUGCUUCAGAUCUCCCAUGUGAUGCCUGGUUAUUUCCCCAAGGGCGGUGGCUGGCCUGCUAUUGCGAAGACGACACCCGGUGUUAUCCGGGGAACGGUAUACAAGCAGUUGGAGCGGUAUGUGCCUUCUAUGAACGACGCCAUUAUUUCUCAAUUGCAGAAAGUGAAUUUAGAAGACGGCGAAUGUACUGUGAACUGCUUUGACUUUGCCUAUUCAGUCGUAGUGCGCAGUGGUAGCUUCGCUAUGGUUGGCGAGCGGUUGUCUCAGAAUGAGGAAUACCUGAAGGCCGUCAAGGAUCAUAUCCUAGGGAUGAUCAUGACUACUCGCGUUCAAUUCUUGAUUCCAGAUUGUCUUAAAAAGUACAUUGGGGGCUUCAUCAGCACAUUGGCUACAUUAGGCACACGCUGGAACAUGAAAUCCUCACGCAAGAUAUUAUUAAAGCACUUCGAUGCAAGGGCAGCCGAAUACAAAAUUGAAAUCGCCAAAGGUUCCAGCGUGGACAGUAAGCAGGGUAAUUCCGAUACUUUGGAAAAGCCGGUUGAGAUCUUCAAAUGGCUAUACGAAAGCUCCAUUGUUCGCCAGCGAUGGAGUUACUCCGAAGUAAUUGGAGAAAUGCUCCUGCUCCAAUUCGCAUUCAUCUAUACAACUGCCUAUGGUCUAUACGGCGCACUUGCCGAACUCUCUCGAAGACCAGAGUACAUCUCCGCUCUCCGCGCAGAAGCGGAAACCAUACUUUCUGAAAUGGGCACCAGCGUCGCAGCCUGCAACCGCAUGGUGCUAAUGGACAGUUUUCUAAAGGAGUGCCAACGCCUGCAUCCUCCUGCAGCCGGUAUUGUCUUAAAGCCCGGAACGCACGUCGGUGUCCCGAGCGGCUGGAUCCAGCGGUCAAGCAAAUCAUACACAGACCCAGAGAUCUUUGAUGGGUACCGAUUCGUAAAGAAAGCCGCAGCUGGAUCCCAAGACACCAGCCUCGUCGACCUAAGCCCCGACUACCUAGUCUUCGGAAUGGGCGUACAUGCCUGUCCCGGCCGGUGGAUGGCGAGUGCACUAAUGAAGUUGGUCUUUGCUCAUCUUAUCAAGCAAUUUGAUAUUCUGCCUGAUUCAGCGACUGCACCAUUGACUGGCUCCUUGUCUUUCGAGGAGUUCUAUGUGCCAAAUUUUGGGCUGAAAUUGCGGUUGCGACGUAGAGAGUCAGAGAAAUAG